Molecule: messenger RNA, 679 nt
Organism: Westerdykella ornata
Lineage: Eukaryota; Fungi; Ascomycota; Dothideomycetes; Pleosporales; Sporormiaceae
Exons: 1
Coding region: 124-525 (133 amino acids)
Source: RefSeq, a predicted model, not a curated record
AAGGCCAACAAUCCUGCGAACGCGGAGCACUACUUCAAGCGCACGGUUCAGAAAGAGGAUGGACACCUGGAGUCUCAGAUCCUUGAGGGAUGGGUAAGCUGAUGGUGCACCCCUUAUGUUACCAUGAUUCCUUUACUUAGACUUCCGCAGGGCGGCGUCACAACACUCUUCAAUAUCCCGAAUUUCAGGCUUUUCAACGGCUCCAACUUCGGUGACUGGCCCUUCCUCGACCCGCUCAAGGAUUUCAAGUACCAGGCUGCUGGCGACAAGGUCCUGGCCGACGGCACCCGGUUCGGCGUACUCCACAUCGCCGCUCGCGAUGUCGACGGCAAGCACUACGGCGAGCCUGGCAAGAAGGGUAUCGAGAUUAAGUCGUUCGUCUGGUAUGGUGAUGGGGCUAAGGAUGAGUUCCUUGAGCACGAGCGCCAGCACAUGGUCAUUGAGACCAUUCGGCUGAGCAUUGUCGCGCAGAAGAACCUCAAGGACGGUCAGUUCAAGGUGCCGCCGGAGCCUAAGUCUGGUUAGAUGUAGGUGCGGGUAUGGGCUAAAACCUUUGCUGUCAUGUUGGGUUGGCGCUCUGUAUGCUUUUCCCAUGUCAGCACUCUUACUCCAGGACCGUGAACAAUUUAAUUAGAUUUCAUUACCAGGAAAGUUCAUUCCUCUGCAAAUCCUAAACCAC